GCGCCGUGGUCUCAGUCAGCAUGUCCAUGAGCAGUUCCUGCUGCAGCUUCAGAUCAUGGAAGGGAGAUGGUUGCUGUAUAUGUUACUGGUCCUUGGAACUGCCAUUAUUCAGGCUCAUGAUGGACAUGAUGACGAUAUGAUUGAUAUUGAGGAUGAUCUUGAUGAUGUCAUUGAAGAGGUAGAAGAUUCAAAAUCGAAACCAGAUACCAGCACUCCUCCAUCUCCAAAGGUCACCUACAAAGCUCCAGUUCCAACAGGAGAAGUUUAUUUUGCUGAUUCUUUUGAUAGAGGCUCUCUGUCAGGGUGGAUUUUAUCCAAAGCCAAGAAAGAUGACACUGAUGAUGAAAUUGCCAAAUACGAUGGAAAGUGGGAGGUAGAUGAAAUGAAGGAAACAAAGCUUCCCGGCGAUAAAGGACUUGUAUUGAUGUCUCGGGCCAAGCAUCAUGCCAUCUCUGCUAAAUUGAACAAGCCCUUCCUAUUUGAUACCAAGCCUCUCAUAGUUCAGUAUGAGGUUAAUUUCCAAAAUGGAAUAGAAUGUGGUGGUGCCUAUGUGAAACUACUUUCCAAAACACCAGAACUCAACCUGGAUCAAUUCCAUGACAAGACCCCCUAUACGAUUAUGUUUGGUCCAGAUAAAUGUGGAGAAGACUAUAAAUUGCACUUCAUCUUUCGCCACAAAAACCCCAAGACAGGUGUAUAUGAAGAAAAGCAUGCUAAAAGGCCAGAUGCAGAUCUGAAGACCUAUUUUACUGAUAAGAAAACACAUCUUUACACAUUAAUCUUGAAUCCAGAUAAUACUUUUGAAAUAUUAGUUGACCAGUCCGUUGUAAACAGUGGAAAUCUGCUAAAUGACAUGACUCCUGCUGUAAAUCCUUCACGUGAAAUUGAGGAUCCAGAAGACCGGAAGCCUGAGGACUGGGAUGAAAGACCCAAAAUACCGGAUCCAGAUGCUGUCAAGCCAGAUGACUGGGAUGAAGAUGCUCCUGCUAAGAUUCCAGAUGAGGAGGCCACGAAACCUGAUGGCUGGUUAGAUUAUGAGCUCGAAUAUAUACCUGAUCCAGAUGCAGAGAAGCCAGAAGAUUGGGAUGAGGAUAUGGAUGGAGAGUGGGAGGCUCCCCAGAUUGCCAAUCCUAAAUGUGAGUCAGCUCCUGGGUGUGGUGUCUGGCAGCGGCCUAUGAUUGACAACCCCAAUUAUAAGGGCAAAUGGAAACCUCCCAUGAUUGACAAUCCUAAUUACCAGGGAAUAUGGAAACCCAGAAAAAUACCAAAUCCAGAUUUCUUUGAAGAUCUAGAACCUUUCAGAAUGACUCCUUUUAGUGCUAUUGGUUUGGAGCUGUGGUCCAUGACUUCUGACAUUUUUUUUGACAACUUUAUCAUCAGUGGUGAUCGAAGAGUAGUUGAUGACUGGGCUAAUGAUGGAUGGGGUCUGAAGAAAGCUGCUGAUGGAGCUGCUGAGCCAGGUGUAGUGGGGCAGAUGCUGGAGGCAGCUGAGGAGCGCCCGUGGCUCUGGGUGGUCUACAUAUUGACUGUGGCUCUGCCGGUGUUCCUUGUCAUCCUCUUCUGCUGCUCUGGAAAGCUCCAACAGACCUGA
Messenger RNA from Dipodomys ordii (Ord's kangaroo rat), 1591 nucleotides. It is a transcript of the gene Canx, whose product is annotated as calnexin. The record is from RefSeq and is a predicted model, not a curated record. Gene Ontology annotation, molecular function: calcium ion binding. Lineage: Eukaryota; Metazoa; Chordata; Mammalia; Rodentia; Heteromyidae. Gene Ontology annotation, cellular component: endoplasmic reticulum; endoplasmic reticulum membrane. The transcript is spliced from 13 exons. Gene Ontology annotation, biological process: protein folding. Bases 56 to 1591 code for a protein of 511 amino acids.